Sciurus carolinensis (gray squirrel) is the source of this 1419-nucleotide messenger RNA. RefSeq names its product peptidylprolyl isomerase C (gene Ppic). Gene Ontology annotation, molecular function: peptidyl-prolyl cis-trans isomerase activity. Bases 104 to 742 code for a protein of 212 amino acids. Gene Ontology annotation, biological process: protein peptidyl-prolyl isomerization; protein folding. The record is from RefSeq and is a predicted model, not a curated record. Lineage: Eukaryota; Metazoa; Chordata; Mammalia; Rodentia; Sciuridae. Gene Ontology annotation, cellular component: intracellular membrane-bounded organelle. The transcript is spliced from 5 exons.
CCCGAUCCAACCGGGAGCGCGCAGGCGCAGCCAAUCGGGAGUCCCGCCAACUGUCCUGGAGCCUGAGGUCGCCUGUGCCAUCACUGCCACUUCCACGCUCGCCAUGGGCCCGGGUCCCCGGCUGCUGCUACCGCUUGUGCUUUGCCUGGGGCUCGGCGCGCUCGUGUCUUCUUCGGGGUCCUCGGGCAACCGCAAGCGAGGCCCUUCGGUGACGGCCAAGGUCUUCUUUGAUGUAAGGAUUGGAGACAAAGAUGUGGGCAGAAUUGUGAUUGGCCUCUUUGGAAAAGUUGUACCCAGGACGGUGGAAAAUUUUGUCACUCUGGCAACAGGAGAGAAAGGAUAUGGCUAUAAAGGAAGCAUCUUUCAUCGCGUCAUCAAGGAUUUCAUGAUUCAAGGGGGAGACUUCACUGCGGGAGACGGCACUGGUGGUUUUAGCAUUUAUGGUGAGACAUUUCCUGAUGAGAACUUUAGGCUGAAGCACUAUGGCAUUGGGUGGGUCAGCAUGGCCAAUGCUGGGCCUAACACCAAUGGCUCCCAGUUCUUUAUCACCUUGACCAAGCCCACCUGGCUGGAUGGCAAACAUGUGGUUUUUGGAAAAGUCCUCGAUGGGAUGAGCGUGGUGCACUCCAUUGAGCUCCAGGCAACCGAUGAGCAUGACCGUCCUCUCACCAACUGCACCAUCGUCAACAGUGGCAAGAUAGAUGUGAAAACGCCCUUCGUGGUUGAGGUUGCAGACUGGUGACACAACUGGAAGAAAACAAGCAGCACAGCUGGCAGGGUUGUGUGUGUGUGAGAGUACAGUAUGUGUGUGCACGCAUCUAUGUGUGUGUACAGUAUGUGUGUGCACGCAUCUAUGUGUGUGUACAGUAUGUGUGUGCACGCAUCUGUGUGUGUACAGUAUGUGUGUGCACGCAUCUAUGUGAGUGUACAGUAUGUGUGUGCACGCAUCUGUCUGCCCAUCUGCCUCUAAUUCUUCAGUUUCUGUUUUGCUUUGCUUUUUACUUUCUUUUAAUUCCCAUUCCAGAGCACAGGGAAGAUUUAACAAUCAAUGCACUCCAAGUUUAAUUUGAAUGAACCUGGGGUAAAUCACCUAUUCAGGAACUUUGAACUGAAAAGAUACAUCCUCUUCCUUCCAUGGUGCUGUUUUUAAAUUAGAAAACUUUGUAUUGGCUAUUUAUUUUUAAGAAAACAGUCAUUUGUUUGUUUGUUUUUGUUAAAUUCAUUGUUAUCUCUAUGUUAGGUGGAACUGAAGAUAUAUUUGAAAAAGAUGAAGAUAUGAAGUUUAUUUUUCUGUAUUCAAAUAAUUCUUUUCAGAUAAAGGGAAACUUGAUUAGUAUAAUCGGAUAUAUGUCUUAGGGAUAUUUGCCUGAUAAAAGGUGCUUUUGUGUUCUCUAUAUAAAAUACUUUUUAUAUGCAUUA